AUGGCCGCGCUGCACCAGGAGAUCAUUCACGAGCUCAACACAGACUGCGUGGAGUUCUGCCCGGCGACAGAGCACCCCGAUUGGCUGGUUCUAGGGAGCUAUCAACUCAACGAAAAGACAGGCGAUCGGCAUGGUGGGAUCGACAUCUUCGGCCUGCACCGCGGCUUGGCCAGCGCGCCGCCGCGCCUGUCGCUCGCGGCCACCGCGCGCGGCCUGCCGGGUGUCUUUGACGCGCGGUGGCAGCUGAUCAACGGCGGGUGGCUCGUCUCCACCGCGCUAUCAGAUGGCACGCUGCGGCUGUACCGAGCGCCCCUUGACCUGUCAGACACACCUCCUGCAGCCCCGGCUGCCGGCCCCGAAGCGCCCCCAGCAGGGGGCGGCGCCGGCGCGAGCGGCGCGAGCGACGCGUCGGAAGCCGCCCCGCAGCUGCUCGAGGUCGACCGCCUCAAGGCCGCCACCCAGAUGGCCCUGUGUGUCGACUGGGCGGCGGUCGGCGACUCAUCAAGUUCGCAGCGGGAGCAGGUCGCGGCGGUCGGCAGCAGCGGGGGGGAGGUGACGCUGGUGCAGGCGGCGGAGGGCGGGCUGCGGCGGCUGAACGAGUGGCGCGCGCACGAGCUGGAGGUCUGGACUGUGGCUUUUGAUAAGCACCAGCCGGGCCCCCGCAGCCGCCGCUGGGGGCGGCGCCACGUGCUGUACUCAGGGGCAGACGACUGCGUGUUCCAGGGCUGGGACUGCCGCGCCGCCGCGCCCGCCGUCGCCUGGGGCGCCCGCACACGCGACACCGGCAGCGACAGCGACGGCAGCGACGGCGGCGGCGGCGGCGGCGACCUGUCCGUCUUCCGAAACCGAAGGGCGCACGGCGCGGGGGUCUGCUGCGUCGCGCCGCACCCGGCCAGGGAGCACGUGGUUGCCACUGGCAGCUAUGACGAGAGGAUCCGGCUGUGGGAUACCAGGAAGCCCUCCAAGCCGCUCAUAACAUCGCAGGUGCCCACCGGCGGCGGUGCGUGGCGGCUGCGGUGGCACCCGCGGGACCCCUCCCUCAUCCUCGCGGCCUGCAUGUACAACGGGUUUGCAGUCGCGAGGGCGAGCGCGUCGUUUGACUCGGUCAAGAUCGUGGAGUCGUACGCGGGCCACCAGAGCAUCGCGUACGGCGCAGACUGGCACCCGACGCUGGUGGCGGCCUGCGGCGGCAGCGGCGAGGGCGACGGCGGAGCCUCCUCUGCAGGCCCAGCGGGGGGCGGCGGGGCGGGCGGUGGGGAGGGUCAGGCGGCGGCGGAGGUGGCCGCGGAGGGCGGCGGGCGGGCUGCCGGCGGCAGCGGGAACGUGGUGGCCACGUGCUCUUUCUAUGACCGGCGGCUGCACCUCUGGACCACGGCGACGCAGUAG
Molecule: messenger RNA, 1386 nt
Organism: Monoraphidium neglectum
Lineage: Eukaryota; Viridiplantae; Chlorophyta; Chlorophyceae; Sphaeropleales; Selenastraceae
Product: WD repeat-containing protein 85
Exons: 4
Coding region: 1-1386 (461 amino acids)
Molecular function (GO): protein binding
Source: RefSeq, a predicted model, not a curated record